CAGAGACAGAGAGAGAGACACAGACACAGGAGACAUUUUUAUUUACAUUUUUGAUUUGAUUUUCAACAUGAACUCGUGUGCGCUGCUCCUGCUCCUGGGGACACUGCUACACGGAGCCACAGCCACGGUUCACACUUUGAAAUAUUUUGAGACGUCUUCAUCUCAAGUCCCAAACUUCCCAGAGUUCAUUUCAGUUGGAUAUGUGGACGACCUCCAGAUCUGUCACUACGACAGUUUCACAAAGAAAUUUGUCCCCAAACAGGAGUGGAUGAACAAAAUCACAGAGGAGGAUCCUCAGUACUGGGAGAGACAGACUCAGAACAGUUUGGUGAAUGAGCAGGUGGGAAAAGUCAGUAUUGACAAUGUCAAACGACGCCUCAACGUGACCGGAGGUCAACAUCUUGAUCAGAUGAUGUACGGCUGUGACUGGGACGAUGAGACUAAUGAGAUCAAAGGAUAUGAUCAAGUCGCUUUUGAUGGAGAAGAUUUUAUUUCAUUUGAUUUUGAGACUGACACAUUUGUGGCUCCAAAACAACAGGCCUUUGUCACCAAACAGAAAUGGGAGAGGGAAGGAGAGGGUGCCAGAGAGAAAAACUACAUCAUUCACAUCUGUGCUGAGUAUCUGAAGAAACAUGUGCACAACGGAGAGAGCGCUCUGAAGAGGACAGAGCUCCCCCUGGUGUCCCUGCUGCAGAAGUCCUCUUCAGCCCCAGUCACGUGCCACGCCACACGCUUCUACCCCGACAGAGCCAUGCUGUUCUGGACCAAAGACGGAGUGGAGGUGACGGAGGACGUGGACCCUGGAGAGAUCCUGCCCAACGGAGACGGGACCUUCCAGACCAGUGUGUCCCUGGACCUGUCCUCUGUCCCCCCUGAGGACUGGGACAAGUUCAACUGUGUGUUCCAGCUGUCCGGGGUCAAAGACGACUAUGUGACCAGACUGGACCGGACCAAGAUCCUGACCAACGAGAAGAGUCACACAGUUCUCAUCUCUGUUGCGUCUGUUGUUCUCGCUGCUGUUGUCCUCGCUGUGGUCGCCUUCGUCUUGUACUGGAGAUUUAGAGACAAACAGCCCUCGCCUCCUCCGAGUGAGCCGGAGGUGCUGCAGGAGUUGAACCCUCAGCCACGGUGAGAUUCACUCGGACAAACCCAGAGACACUGUUUUACACCGUUAUUGCAGAUCGUCUGUUUUCUACUGGGAUCAAACUGUAGCUGUAUCAGCCCCACUGGAGCACCUUAACCACACACACUACAUAUUUAGGACUGGAGUCGGUUUCUUAAGGCACUCGAGUCGUUUAUUGACACUUUGCUGCUGAUGUCACCAACAUUUCCUGAGGGUGUGAUGCUAACUGUAGGCACUGCUCUGUCUGAAGCUCUGUUACUCAAGUUAGACUUUAAUCUGAGUUUUGUUUUAACGCAAUCUGACCAUAAAGAACAGAUUUAGCCAAACUACAACAGGUGAGCUGAUUUGUGCUGUUAAAGUCCCACCCUCACCUCUGGUCUACCCACUACACACCAAUCAUCUACAGACCUCUCCGUUAUUAAAGACUGGCUCAAUCAUGCACACCUCGCCAGAUCAACAGUUUAUCCCAUGCGACUUGUUUUUUUGCUCUCUACCUCUUCCUCAGCCUCUGGUCCAGCAACAUUUUCAUCAUCACUAAAUCCUGUUAAUUUUUUUGAACUUUUUGUCUCCCUUAUUUGAACCGCCAACCAUUACAACAGUAUUUUAUUCUGGUUUAUUUUUGUGUGAUUUGUUUAAACUUUUGUGGAGGUUCAUUUACUUAUUAACUGUAGACGCUCUGUUUGAACUCAUCUGUGCAUUUUUCCUUUUCAAUAAAAUGUGUUUGGGUGAAAAA
Boleophthalmus pectinirostris (great blue-spotted mudskipper) is the source of this 1856-nucleotide messenger RNA. RefSeq names its product class I histocompatibility antigen, F10 alpha chain. The record is from RefSeq and is a predicted model, not a curated record. The transcript is spliced from 8 exons. Bases 68 to 1132 code for a protein of 354 amino acids. NCBI's taxonomy places the organism in Eukaryota, Metazoa, Chordata, Actinopteri, Gobiiformes, Gobiidae. Gene Ontology annotation, biological process: immune response. Gene Ontology annotation, cellular component: external side of plasma membrane.